CUCUCUUAUGAGACAGUGUUCAUAUGUGUAGUACCUAUGUUUUAGCGAUGUAUUUUUCGCGUAUCGAAUAAACUUUUAUAAAUACGAGUACCUACGUGUCAUUCGUACGCUCCAUACUUCUGUAAUUUUGUUAAUAAUUAUACUUGAAUUUUUUCAUUUUUUUAAUCAAAUUUUAAUUUAAUUUAUCUUCCCGAAUAAACUCUCAACAUGAAUGCUGCAAUAGGUUUCGGCUUCAAGUUUCCUUUCAAAUCCAUGGUAGAAAAAUCGAAACCAAUCACUACUUCGAAAAUCGCGAAACAACAAUUGUAUAGCACAUAUUGGAAUACUCAUCGUGUAAAAUCAGUUAUGGUCAAGACCAAUAAUUUCAAAUCUGCUGCUGAUAAUAGUUUAACGCCGGCGCCGAGUCAAUUUUAUUCUACUACGAUAGAAAAUAAUUUAUACCAGACCGUGUCACAUAAAAUCUAUGAUACACGGAAAAUAUUUGAAUCAGUACCACACAAAGUUGACGAUUUCCAAAUAAUACUCAACGGUCCGAAUGUUAAUUUAAUCAAAUCUCUUCCCGAUGAAACUGUUAAGGUCAGUUUCAACGUUAACCAUACAGUGGUUAGAGGAAGAAAUGAAGACCGCUUCAAUAAUUACUGCACAGAAACCCCUCCUCAAUCAAAACCAGAUUUUGAAGUUGAUAUCACGAAAGGGGACACAACUCUACGAUUUGCGUGCUCUUUUUCCAAAACUAAUCUGUUCACAAGUUUCUUCAGAAUUAUAGGACGAGAACGUGAAUGUUUAAUUCGAGAAUUCGCAAUCUAUAGAGAAAAAGAAAAGAAACAAGUUUAUCGAUGUCAAGUAACUCAAAGGGACUCGGAAUUUUAUGACGGUCUGAUAGAUUUAUUUGAAGAGAAAGGCAUCAAUAACAGAUUCCUGAAUCGACUUAAAAUAAUAAGUACAACGCACGAACGAAGAUGUUAUAUUGAUUCGUUAAAAGAUCUCGAAGAAUUCUCAUCGACGCGUAGCAGUUAUCGCUAAGUGUUUUCAUAAAAAUGCCACAAUGAGCCGGUCAAGAGCCAACGCAUGGUAUCAACUAUUUUUGAGUUUUUUUUCAUAAAUAUGCAUUUGUGAGCAAAUUUUUAAAAUUUUAUUUAAUACGCAAAUUUAAUAAGACUUUUAUGUAGGCUGAGGUAUUCUUGAAUGAGUAGGUAUUUAUUUUACGCUUAGUUAUAUUGAAGGUGCAAAUUAAUUUUUGAAAAAUGUUUUGAGAAAGCCUUCUAUUGUACUACUUACUUGACUAGGUACCUAUAUUUUAAACUUCCACACUGCACAAUCUAUAAUGUUUGUAUUACUCAUUAAGUAAAUAAAUACCCAUUACCUAGGUA
Molecule: messenger RNA, 1370 nt
Organism: Planococcus citri (citrus mealybug)
Lineage: Eukaryota; Metazoa; Arthropoda; Insecta; Hemiptera; Pseudococcidae
Product: complement component 1 Q subcomponent-binding protein, mitochondrial-like
Exons: 5
Coding region: 208-1023 (271 amino acids)
Biological process (GO): cytosolic ribosome assembly
Cellular component (GO): mitochondrial matrix
Source: RefSeq, a predicted model, not a curated record